GGGAAGACAACGCUGAAUCCUUAAGUCCCUCAAACACUGCAAGUAACAUCGACUACAGAGGAGGGCAUUUUUGCAUUACGUUGCUUUUAAAGCACUGACGGCUUCUCUGAAUAUUGGGUAAGAUGGUUAGAUUGGACUUUGGUGAUGUACUUCUGCGCAGGAUGCAGGAGAAGGACAUUGAUGCUGUAAAGGCUCUCAUCAAGGAAGGAUGUGAGGGAACGGAGAACCGCCUGAUUCUUUACCUUCUGACUCGUCCUCUCGCUCUCCUCAUGCUGGCUAUCCUCUCCUCCAUCCUCCGCUGUGUACUGCACUCUUUUAUCUUGGCCUUGGUCGUUCCCGUCUUCAUCUUCAUCAUCUACUUCAAACUCACCAUACCGCGGUCGGUGGGCAUCUUGGGCUCCAGCAGGCCAUACUGGGACUACGUGGGCAGCAGUUACCAUGCAGACACAGAGCCAGAUCUACCCAAUCCUCACGCUGGCAGAGCCAAACUGGAGAAAACCAGGCGGCGUAAAAAACCCAAAGAAAAGGAGAAGGACAAGAUGAAUGAGAGAGAACAGGUGGAUGAGGAUGAGCUGAAGGAGAGGGCAAAGGUUGCUGGUGAGGUGUGGGUGGCGGACUCUGAUGGGGAGAUUAUGGGAUGCGUGGCUAGAGACGGUUGGAGUCGGGACGGUGUAUGUAGGAUCUGCAGGCUGAUGGUCCAGAGUUGGUACCGCAGGGAGGGGCUGGGCAGACUGCUGGUGCAGGGACUGGAGUCCAGAACAAAGCAGAGUGGCAUACAGCGGGUCUAUGCCCAUGUGCCAUUUCCAUCCAAAGUGGGAGAAGCUUUCUUCAGGAGGCUGGGUUAUCGUCUGCAGGGCGAGACUGCAGGGACUACUGGAGAGGAGGAGGAGGAGGAUGAUUAUGAAGAGCCAGAGAAGGGUUGGUUGGGUUUCCCUUUAACUAAAGUGUUUGUUAAGGAUCUAUAAGUCACACUGAAACAGGAACGAAAGGCUUUCUUUGCUAGACAAGGCAACACAUCAUUUAAGGAAUAUUCUGGGUUCAAUACACAUUAUGCUCAAUAAACCUGCGGUGUAAUGUUAAUGGUGACCACAAAAAAUAAUUUUUGACAUUUAAACAAAAUAAAUAAAUAAAAGUCAAAUUCAAGGUAAUGGUGAGGCAGACAGUAGGAGAAAAAUGGGGCCAAUUUUUGGAUUUAAAAGUAAAAAUGUGAAGCUAAUAAUUUUAUAAAAGCACUCAUUCUACAGUCUUUCAUGGUUUAUGGAGUAAUAUUGAGAAUAUUGAGA
This is a messenger RNA of Sinocyclocheilus rhinocerous, 1283 nucleotides long. Its product is annotated as N-acetyltransferase 14. Gene Ontology annotation, molecular function: N-acetyltransferase activity. The transcript is spliced from 3 exons. Lineage: Eukaryota; Metazoa; Chordata; Actinopteri; Cypriniformes; Cyprinidae. Bases 123 to 965 code for a protein of 280 amino acids. The record is from RefSeq and is a predicted model, not a curated record.